This is a messenger RNA of Caenorhabditis remanei, 2490 nucleotides long. RefSeq lists its product as uncharacterized. NCBI's taxonomy places the organism in Eukaryota, Metazoa, Nematoda, Chromadorea, Rhabditida, Rhabditidae. The transcript is spliced from 12 exons. Gene Ontology annotation, biological process: signal transduction; peptidyl-serine phosphorylation. Gene Ontology annotation, cellular component: nucleus; cytoplasm. Gene Ontology annotation, molecular function: ATP binding; protein serine/threonine kinase activity. The record is from RefSeq and is a predicted model, not a curated record. The coding region runs from base 1 to 2490 and encodes 829 amino acids.
AUGGGAGGUCGAGAUAAGCAGAGGAUGGGGAAAAAACAAAUACGGAAUCCAUCGAAUGAGACCUCUAAAGAGACGACUCACACGACGACGACGACGACGACUGAAGCCGCGAGUACUGGAGGGUCGAAUAUGUUGGGGGUUACUGGUGGGGGGCUGGAUGGAUCGACCGGAAAUGAUCAUUCUGAGAAACAUAGUAAUUCCACGUCGAGUUCAGCCUCUACAGGAGCCUCUACAGGAGGCUCUACAGGAGAAGCAUCCACAAAAGGAACCGAAAAGAAAAAAGUGCGAAAUGAAGCGGAUGCGAUGAACAAAGAGAUGAUGGAGUUGGCAGCGAAUUGUGAGAAGAAUGCGCCGAAUGCGGACAAAUUUAUGUUGGAAAAGAAGAAUUUUGAAGUGACGUCACUUAUCAGAGGAACGAAGAAAGAUGGAGCCUAUUUUAUUCAUGAUGAUAAUAACAAUAAGUACCUUCUUCGUAUAGAACCGGCGAAAAGUGGCCGGCUCCGGUUUGCUCAUGAAAUUAUCGUUGAAAUGGAGAAGUUGUUUCCAAAAAAGGAUGACAUUCCAGUUCUUCGAGCCAUUGCAUUCGGUUCGGUGCCAAAGUUUGGGAAUUCCAAGUGUCUCGUAUUAUCACCAUACGCAUUGACACUCUACGAAAUUCUGAAAUUCUUGAAAACGUUCACCACGGGAUGCGCCUACAAUGUCGGCUUGCAGACUCUUGAUGCUAUCAAAUACCUCCAUCAAGCUGGUUACAUCCUCAGAAACGUUCGUCCCGACAGUUUCAGUGUUGAUGCAGAAAGCGAGCGCAAGAUCUAUCUGACCGGUUUCCGUUUCGCUCGUUCUCACUUCGCGGGCGGUACCAAGAAUAAGAAAGUGCGUGCCGCUCGUUCGAAUGUCAAGUUCGGCGUGACUCCAAGAUACGGUAGUUUGGCUGGUAUGAAAGAGAAGGAUCAGGGGCGGAAAGAUGAUUUGGAGUCGUGGAUUUACAUGUUCUACGAGAUGUUGGAUCGGAAAAAUGCGUUGCCUUGGGCCAAUAAGGAGAAAUCGAAGGCGAUGAUUGAGCAGAAGGAGCAGUUUAUGGAGAAUAAAAUUCCCGAAGUCUACAAAAUCGUGCCCUCUGAGUUCAAGGAGAUUGUCGAUAUGGUUCGUAAGAUGAAAUACGAGAGUGCGCCCGAUUAUCAAGCAAUCAAAUCGAUAGUUGAGAUGGUGGGAAUUGCGAAAAAAAUUGAUAUGACUGUGUGUGAUUGGAUGGGAAAAUUCGACGAUCCGGCGAUUCGUCAAAUGGUGAUUGACAAAGGGGCUGAAAAGACGGUUGACAACGUUUUCACGGGAAAGGACGACUUUGAAGUCACCACGAAGCUAGGGCGUAAAAUAUUGAAUAAAGACGAUCAGCUCAAAAGUGAGAAAACGACGUGGAAAGUGGUUUGUAUACUGGGAAGUGGAGGAUUCGGUGACGUCUACAAAGUGGUGAAUGACAAGAAGACACCGUACGCCCUGAAGACGGAAUGCGACUCUGGACCCGACAUACGGAUGCUUCGUCUGAAAGUGGAACUUCAAGUGUUGGAGGCGAUCGAAGAGGCGAGAAAGGCGCCGAAUCAAAUGGAUAUUCCCGGAAGAAGUGACGUCUAUCAGCACUUUGUGGAAUUGGUCGAUCGUGGGAGAAACAAGGCGUUGAAGUGUAAAUUUAUUGUGAUGAGUUUGUUGGGACCGUCUUUGGAGGAUCUGAUGAAAAAGUACGAUGUCAAUUUGAGUGAGAAACAGAAUCCAUACAUGAUUGCUAUUCAAACUUGUAAUGCCAUCCAAGAUCUUCACAACAUUGGAUUUCUUCAUCGAGACAUGAAACCUGCCAACUUCGCCAUCGGUCUCGGUCGAGCUGAGGGCACCAUUUUUAUGCUGGAUUUUGGGAUUGGAAAAGGGUAUAUCGAUCCGAAUACUGGAAAACCGAAAGCUCCUCGCGCACGUGUGAGAUUCUUCGGAACCAGAAAAUACGCUUCGAUGGCUUCUAUGGUUUUUCGCGAACAAGGACGUCGUGAUGAUCUCGAAACGUGGCUCUACGUGAUUUACGACAUCUUUGAUCCGGAAAAUGGAUUGUCGUGGAAGCACGAGGUCAAUGUAGAUAAAAUGCUUCUCGAGAGGACUCGUUUUUUCGCUGGAACAGGCAAGUUUCAGAUAUAUGUCUGUCAGCAGAGCUACGCAAUUGUUACAACCGUAAAAGAUCCGAAGAAGAAGUAUCGUACUCCGGAUGGAAUGCGUAUGAUUGUGAACUACAUUAGAGGAUUGCAAUUGGAUACAACUCCUCGCUACCAAUUCAUCACCGAAUCCAUUCGAAACGUGGCAUUUUUGAAUGGUCUGAGCACUCAAGACUUGAGUAAACCGUUCACUUGGGUUGGCAAUCUGAAGCUGACGGAUACAAAGAAAAAGGGAACGAAGAAGGUCGAACACUUCUCCGAUUCGAAAUCCAACAAGUUGACUGGAGGAUCCGCGGAAGCUUGA